Messenger RNA from Polypterus senegalus (gray bichir), 7414 nucleotides. RefSeq names its product neurexin 3a (gene nrxn3a). The transcript has 24 exons. Lineage: Eukaryota; Metazoa; Chordata; Cladistia; Polypteriformes; Polypteridae. Bases 627 to 5393 code for a protein of 1588 amino acids. The record is from RefSeq and is a predicted model, not a curated record.
UGAUUCCCAAUCAGCUUUAGUGAGCGGACGCAGCUCUGUAAUCUGCUGUAAUAGACUCACGGAGGGUGGACUGUUCUCCUGCCUGCAUCCUCGUUGUGAACAGAGCAUCCCAGCAGCGCCACUUUGAAGUCUCCUCGCAAACCUGGACUUACAUUCUUUUUACAGGAUUUUAAACUGGAUUGUCAAAUUUGGAUGCCUUUGCAACCUUUAAGAUCAGCAACUAGCAGGCUUGACAUAAAGUUCGACUUAUCGACCAGCGCGCCAAAUCACAUGCAGGCCAAUAUGAAGACUGUUAUCAUUUUUUCAAACAAAUCCCAAAGUAUCAAUUUUUAUAUGAUCCCUCAGCGUAACCAUAUCAUCAACUAAAAGGAUGAGUUUGGAUUCCAGUAUGUUACAGAAUUAAAUCAACAAGCAACCUGAUUUGUUGCUGAACACUCUUUGGAACAUUUUAUAUUUGGUGGUGGUGGUGUUUUGGAUAUCUGCCACUUGAGAAGCCAGGAUUUUUCACUGGAGCCACAUUUUAUUUGAAUUGAAUAUUAUAUUGCUGGAUAUAUUGGAUGUAUAAUUUAUUAACCAAAGCUCAUUUGAUGCUAUCUUGUUUUUAGGAUUAUUGUUUCCUACCUUUAAUGUUUACUAUGAAUCCCAUCUGCUUGUCCUUCAAGGUACACUUGCUGCUUUGUACUUUAUUAGGCCUAUGCCUUGGCCUUGAGUUUACAGGAACCCCUGGUCAGUGGGCUCGUUAUCUCCGCUGGGAUGCCAGUACAAGAAGUGACCUAAGUUUUCAGUUCAAAACAGAUGUUUCCACGGCUCUGCUUCUAUAUUUGGAUGAUGGCGGAUACUGUGACUUUCUUCAGUUAAUGAUCGUGGAAGGGAAGAUGCAGCUGCAGUUCAGCAUUGACUGCGCAGAGUCCACCAUUGUUUCGAACAAAAGAGUGAACGAUAGCAACUGGCACUUUGUCAUGAUCAGCCGAAAUAACCUUAGAACUGUCCUGGUAGUGGACAGUGAGAGAAAUUCAGAUGAGGUUAGGCCCCAGAGGCAGUACAUGAAAAUCGUUAGUGAUUUGUUCUUUGGUGGCGUUCCACUGGAUAUUAGAUCAUCUGCAUUAACGCUGCCAACCGUGAAGGACCAAACACCAUUUAAAGGAAUUAUCACUGAUUUGAAAUACGGAAACACACAACCGAAGCUCCUGAGCAGCCAGAGUGUCAGAUUGGAAAUGGACGGCUUAUGUACGGAAAAUCCUUGUGAAAAUGGUGGGAGUUGCUCGGUAGUCGAAGGGCAGCCAAAAUGCGAUUGUACCAAUACGGGGUAUGUGGGACAGUUCUGCAGUGAAGCAACUGCAGACGUCAUCCGUUUUCCAGGUUUUUCACAUCUGAUGAUGGGCGAACAAGGUAAAAGCAAAGCAAGGGAGGAUAAUGUUGCCACAUUCAGAGGAUCGGAGUAUUUUUGCUAUGACCUUUCGCAAAAUCCUAUCCAGAGCAGCAGCGAUGAGAUCACCUUGUUCUUCAAAACUUGGCAGCGGAAUGGCCUCAUCCUACACACAGGGAAGUCAGCAGAUUAUGUCAACCUUGCCAUGAAGGAUGGAGCAGUGUCUCUCGUCAUAAACCUUGGAUCUGGAGCAUUUGAAGCACUAGUAGAGCAAGUAAAUGGCAAAUUCAACGACAACGCGUGGCACGAAGUUAAAGUCACGCGCAACCUGCGGCAGCAAUCAGGCAUUGGACACGCUAUGGUCACAAUCUCAGUGGAUGGCAUUCGGACAACGACUGGUUACACGCAAGAGGACUACACCAUGCUGGGAUCGGAUGACUUCUUCUAUGUUGGUGGGAGUCCAAGUACAGCCGACUUACCAGGUUCCCCGGUCAGCAACAAUUUCAUGGGCUGCUUAAAAGAGAUUGUAUACAAAAACAAUGACAUCAGGUUGGAGCUUUCACGCUUGGCAAGGAUUGGAGACCCAAAGAUGAAGAUCCAAGGAGAUGUGGCAUUUAAAUGUGAAAAUGUUGCCACAUUGGACCCCAUUUCUUUUGAGACUCCUGAAGCAUACAUCAGUCUUCCCAAGUGGGACACCAAACGGGUGGGCUCUAUUUCAUUUGACUUUCUCACUACAGAACCAAACGGACUUAUUUUGUUUACUCAUGGGAAGAGAAAAGAUUCCAGCAGUCAGAAGAACACCAAAGUCGACUUCUUUGCUGUGGAGCUUCUGGACGGUAAUUUAUAUUUGCUGCUAGAUAUGGGGUCAGGAACAAUUAAAGUUAAAGCCACACAGAAGAAAGCCAAUGACGGAGAAUGGUACCAUGUGGAUAUCCAACGUGAUGGAAGAUCAGGAACUAUAACUGUUAACAACCUGAGGAUUCCUUUUACCGCCAGUGGAGAAAAUGAAAUUCUUGAUUUGGAAGGGGACAUGUAUCUAGGCGGACUACCAGAAAAUCGGGCGGGCCUCAUCUUGCCUACAGAGCUGUGGACUGCCAUGCUUAAUUACGGCUAUGUGGGGUGCAUUCGAGAUCUGUUCAUCAAUGGACAAAGCAAGGAUAUCCGGCAGAUAGCGGAAGCACAAAAUGGUGCUGGCAUAAAGCCGCUGUGUUCGAAGAUCAACUCUAAACAAUGUGAAAGCUAUCCAUGUAAAAACAAUGCAGUGUGCAAAGAAGGUUGGAACCGAUUCAUCUGUGACUGCACUGGGACUGGGUACUGGUCGAGAACAUGCGAGAAAGAGGCAUCUAUACUCAGCUUUGAUGGCAGUAUGCACAUGAAGGUGAUCAUGCCCAUGGUCAUGCAUACAGAGGCUGAGGAUGUGUCACUUCGCUUCAUGUCUCAGCGAGCAUAUGGCUUGCUAAUGGCUACAACAUCCAGAGAUUCUGCCGACACCUUGCGCCUAGAGCUGGACGGAAGCCGUAUUAAACUGACUGUUAAUUUAGACUGUAUCAGGAUAAACUGUAACUCCAGCAAAGGACCAGAAACUCUUUAUGCUGGACAAAAACUCAAUGAUAAUGACUGGCAUACAGUCCGUGUGGUUCGACGGGGUAAAAGUUUGAAGCUUACGGUUGACGAUGACACUGCUGAAGGUCAAAUGGUGGGCGAUCACACUCGACUGGAAUUCCACAACAUUGAGACAGGAAUUAUGACAGAAAGACGUUACAUUUCUGUUAUUCCUUCCAGUUUUAUUGGGCAUCUUCAGAGUUUAAUGUUCAAUGGAAUGCUGUAUAUUGACCUCUGCAAAAAUGGAGACAUUGACAACUGUGAACUGAAUGCCCGAUUUGGAAUGAGAUCAAUUAUAGCUGACCCAGUCACUUUUAAAUCUAAAAGCAGCUACCUUAGUCUUGCUACCCUUCAGGCCUACACAUCAAUGCACCUCUUCUUUCAGUUCAAAACUACUACUCCAGAUGGCUUCAUUCUCUUCAACAGUGGGGAUGGCAAUGAUUUUAUUGCAGUUGAGCUUGUAAAAGGGUACAUUCAUUAUGUUUUUGAUCUGGGAAAUGGACCUCAUGUAAUUAAAGGAAACAGUGAUAAAGCGCUGAAUGACAAUCAGUGGCACAAUGUUGUCAUCACUCGAGACAACAGCAAUACUCACACUCUCAAAGUAGAUGCCAAGAUUGUCACGCAAGUUAUCAACGGUGCUAAAAACCUUGACCUGAAAGGUGAUCUCUACAUUGCUGGGCUAGCGCAGAACAUGUACAGCAGUUUGCCCAAGCUUGUUGCCUCUCGGGACGGGUUUCAGGGAUGCCUGGCAUCUGUUGAUCUGAAUGGCCGUCUCCCUGAUCUAAUUAAUGACGCUUUGCAUCGCAGUGGCCAGAUUGAGCGUGGAUGUGAAGUUGAGUUCACCAAAGCAGAUCUACAAGGUCCCAGUACAACAUGUCAGGAGGAUUCCUGUGCCAACAGUGGCAUCUGCAUCCAGCAGUGGGAGAACUUCACGUGCGAUUGCUCUAUGACUUCUUACUCUGGAAAUCAGUGCAAUGACCCUGGCGCUACAUAUAUCUUUGGCAAAGGAGGAGGACUUAUAACGUUCACCUGGCCAGCAAAUGACCGACCAAGCACUCGUACAGACCGACUAGCAGUUGGCUUUAGUACAAAUGUCAAGGAUGCAAUACUUGCACGGGUGGACAGUGCACCCGGUCUUGGAGACUUUCUUCAGCUGCAUAUUGAACAAGGCAAAAUUGGAGUCACAUUUAAUAUUGGUACAGUGGACAUCACCAUUCAAGAAACCAGCACGACUAUAAGUGAAGGUAAAUACCAUGUUGUACGGUUCACCAGGAACGGUGGCAACGCAACGCUGCAAGUGGAUAACUGGCCAAUCAAUGAGCAUUAUCCAACAGGCAGCAGUGAUUAUGAACGGCUUCAAAUGGUAAAUAAGAAAAUCCCAUUCAAAUAUACCCGACCUGUAGAGGAAUGGCUACAAGAGAAAGGACGGCAACUGACCAUCUUUAACACCCAAGCUACUAUCACAAUCGGAGGAAGUGACCGAAAGCGCCCGUUCCAAGGGCAGAUGUCUGGUCUGUACUACAAUGGCCUUAAGGUGCUGAAUAUGGCAUCUGAGAGAAAUCCUAAUAUUAAAAUAAAUGGCAGUGUGAGAUUCAUGGGCAAUUUGCCCACUGUGUCAGGAACAGCUUCAGUGCCUACUGAUACAUCCACAACUUUCAUUGAGACCACUACCACAAUGUCAACAACAACAACCAGAAAGCAUCGUUCCCCACCAACAAUUCAGACUACAGAUGAUAUGGUUUCCUCAGCGGAAUGCUCCAGUGACGAUGAGGACCUAGAUGAGUGCGACAACAUUGUGCAAGAUAAGACCUUUUCUACAUCGGCCUUUGAAGGUGGCUACAAAGCACAUGCGCCCAAGUGGGAAUCCAAGGACUUUAGACCUAACAAAGUCUUCGAAACUGGUAGGACUACUACCACAUCUCUGUCCCCUGAGCUGAUUCGCUCCACAACUUCUUCCACGCCUGAAAUGGUGCCCAAAUUGCCGGCAGGUAAAAUGAAUAACCGAGAGAAUAAGCCCCAGCCAGACAUAGUUUUGCGUCCAUUGCCCACUGCCUAUGAGAUAGACAGCACAAAGCUGAAGAGCCCAUUAAUAACCUCCCCAAUGUUCCGUAAUAUACCCACAGCAAUCCCCACGGAGCCAGGCAUCAAACAGGUUCCGGGGGCCUCAGAAGUGGUUCGUGAAUCUAGCAGCACAACUGGAAUGGUCGUCGGAAUUGUUGCUGCAGCUGCUUUGUGCAUCUUAAUUCUGUUGUAUGCUAUGUAUAAAUACAGAAACAGAGACGAAGGAUCUUACCAGGUGGACGAAACUAGAAACUACAUAAGUAAUUCAGCACAGACAAAUGGUGCUGUAGUGAAGGAAAAACAACAAAUAGCGAAAAGCAGCAACAAAAAACAGAAAAACAAGGACAAAGAAUAUUAUGUGUAAAGUGAAACGAGAAAAAAAAGAUUAAGUGAAUAUUACAGAGGACGAUUUGAAAUUACCAUAUCAGGAGCUGCAAUGUAAAGUGAAUACAAAAAGUGAAUAAACUGAAAACUCUGCGUAAUGCAUGGAGCCAGUGAACUAUGACAAGAACUGUAUAAUAAAGCACACUUACUAUUGUAAGCAUACCGAGAUGGCUACUAGCAGCAUUAGUGACCUUUGUUUUUUAUUCUAUCUGGUCAAAGUCAUCAGUGUAGAAUACUUCACAGCUACAAUGCAUCAUUAUACCCAAGUGACUUUUAGAGACCUUGUGAUCCUUGGCGUAAUCCUCGUUCAUUUGGAAUUCAUUUCUGGUUUUGGUAACCCUGUAACAAUAUUUUGGCCAUUUUCGAGCAUGUAUGUGACAUAUAGCACUGGCAUCUCUUGGAGAGUGGGUCUGAAGAAGAAGAAGAAAAAAAAAAUCAAACUGAAGGAUUGUCUAUAGACAUGAAAAAGGAGACUAUUGCCAUAGACGAGAUCAAAAUUUGUAUUGUUUCUACAUAAUAAAGUGUGGUGUCUUAUAAUUUUUGCUGUUUUGCAAAAAACAAACAAAAAAACAACAACAAAAAAACUGGAAUAUAUUGUUAUUUAACAGACAAAAAGAAGAAGAAGUCCUUGUUAAAGAGAAGAUUGAUCAGGUGCUGAUCUGCUGGUGUUGUGAUCACACUCACCCUAACUCUUUGCUUAUAAAUGUACAACUUAACGAUGUAAUUGAGAACAUCUGGUACUUUCAGUUCUGAGCAGCUGUCGGGUUACAAACUUGUUCUCAAUCUUCAGUACAGUGUCUGAUUGUUGUGCAUGCCAUUCAAUGCUAUGAGGUGUUCAAUAUGAAUUGGACAAAUGUAACAGGCCAAAAUAUAUGAUCAAAGUCACGUUUCCUUUAUUUCACUUCUUAACCUUAAAAAAAGCGAAACGAAAAGAAAAUGCAAAUAAAACAUUGUUCUUUUUCUGUUAUUUAAAAACAUCCUAAUACAAGCCUUUAAUGAUCCAUUCUGUCCCCUCUGCUUUUUCUUUAUUCAACUUAAGUUUAAUAUCAUGGAUAUAUUUUUGAAAAUACGCUGCUGUGACAAAGUAAUCUUGUGAUGUCUGAUGGAAGACUGGUACUCUAACACUGUUAAGGAUGUUAAAACAGAAAUAAAUCUAAUGUGAAAGUGUGAAUUUUAUCUGUUGUCACAGUCAACUGUGUCAAACAACAAAUUUGUUUACAUAUUUUAUUACAUUAUUGCUGUUGUACUUUGUAGGUAGAUAUUGUACAUAAAUUUUAAGUUGUACUUUUUUUAGUAUUUUAAUGUACAGACUGAUCAUUUGGCUUAUCAGUGUAUUUCAUGAGAUUCAAAACUGUAAUCUGAUAUGAGAAGAAUAAUUUGAAACAACAAAAAUAUAUAUAAAUAUAAAUAUAUAUAUAUAUAUACAUAUUUUGUAAAGAGAGGGAAAACUAUUGUUAGGCUAGAAAAUCGAAUCUUUCUCGCUGAUGUUUCUAAGUCGCAUGAAUAUUUGACUACUGAAAGCUGUCACUCAAAUACAAAAUGCCCUUCCUAAUUGUAUCAAGCCUCCCUUGUUAUCAGUUAUUUUACUUAAUUAUUAUUUUUUAACUAAAUAUGAAAUAAAGAACCGAGCUCUAAAGGUACUGAAGCACGAUUCAGACACCCUAACGAAACCCAUUGUGAUGAUACCUCAAUGUCAUUUGUCCUGGACUGCUUUGAUGGAAGUCUUGUGAAAUUCUGUUUUCUUUUUUAUUUAUUUUAAUUUAUUGUCUUUUUCUUUUGUGUACCCUUGCUUGCAAAGAAUUUUGAACCAAUAUUUGCAAAAUUACAUAAUGUGCUUUAAAUGGUUUGCUUGUUUGUUUUUCUACUUAUAAUUUGCAGUCGAUGUGAAUAUCACUUUUUGGUUUUACUUUGUUGCCUCCGCGUUCAUCCAUUCAUUCUUUGAUUUAUCUUACAUUCUUGUUCGAGGAAAUGCUUAGCAAUAAAAUGUUCCACCCAAAGAUA